Jaminaea rosea is the source of this 1487-nucleotide messenger RNA. RefSeq names its product Fes1-domain-containing protein. The record is from RefSeq and is a predicted model, not a curated record. Lineage: Eukaryota; Fungi; Basidiomycota; Exobasidiomycetes; Microstromatales. The transcript has a single exon. Bases 77 to 1318 code for a protein of 413 amino acids.
CUUCUUUCCCUUGUCACCGCUAACGACCAGCCAAACACACCAAUCCAACCACUCCCGUCUCUCACUUCACAUCGACAUGGCUUCCAACCCGCAGAUGGAUGCCCUCCUCAAAUGGUCGGUCGAGAACUCAAAUGAGUCGGGCCCAUCAGCCGCCGAGAUCGUCUCGGACGUGCAAGCAGGGAAGCGGCCCGACCUGGACCCCAAGGUGCUCGAGGCAAUGAUGGGAAAAAGUGAAGCGCAGAUGAUGACAGAAGAGCUUCGAUCUGCGCUCGACACCUCACGAUCAGUAGACGACAGAGAGACGGCUUUGGACAACUUUGAGAUGCUCAUCGAAAGCAUCGACAAUGCCAACCUUAUCAGCACUAUGAAGAUGUGGCAACCACUUCUGGGCUUGCUGGCAACUGAGGAUGAGCCCAGGCUGCAAUUGGCUACGCUGUGGAUCUUGGGAACGGCGGUUCAGAACAAUCCGGCGGCGCAGGACGCUCUCCUCAACGCCAGCGGGCCAGGGCAGGAGCACUCUCUCGACACCAUUCUGUCUCUACUCCGCAACAGCCCAGACAUGGGGGUGCGCGCAAAGGCAAUGUACGCCAUCUCCGGCUUGCUGGGACACCACCCACGCGCAGUCAAGGAGUUUGAAGCGAGAGGGGGCUGCGAGGCACUCAAGAGCGCUUUGUGCGAUCCUAGCAUCAACCUGAGACGCAAGGCUGCCUUCUUCAUUACGGCGCUGCUGAAUCAGGAUGACUCUGAGGUACAGAGGGAGGCGAGCAGACCCUUGAUGAUCGGUGGGCCUGCGCCAGGCUCAGCACCAUCACCCGCUCCAGCCGCAGCUCCAGUCUCAAGAGCAACGGGUCUCGCCCCAGCUCCCAACAGUGCCGCCCCUUCAUCGACCGGCCCCGCACCAUAUGAGAAGCCCCCUGUCACAUCAACCGCAGCCUCAGGCGUGGUACAUCCCUCAAUCCCGACCGCGCUCAUCCGCUCCGGUCUCCUUCAGCUACUCCUCGCCUCGAUUCUUCCCUCGGACUCUGUACCAGCAAAUUUCACGCAGGAUGCUCACCCUGCCGAGCUAGGACCUGAUGGGGAUGCGCAGGAGGCGAGGGCGGAUGAAGAUUAUGCCGAGAAGGCACUCAGGGCUGUGGCUGUCUUUGUCGCAAAGGGAGGAGCGAACGCGGGCCUCGAUGCGGACAGCAAGCAGGCUCUCAAGGCUCUCCAGGGCGAAAUGAGCGAGGAUGGGAAGGGGAUGUGGGAUUGGAAGAGGCUGAACUUGGAUCAGGAGGAGUGGGAGCGAUUCGUUGAGGGCGUCGAGAGGAUGGCGGCGUAAAGGCGCACGCUGGCCCUGACUCACGUCUCGCAACUACCAUGCUACCCGACUGUACAGUAGUGUUCUCCAUCAUAGACAUCUGUCGACCUCUAAUCGCUAUCCCCGAAGCCAACUUGGCGCCGCCCAACUCCUGCUCUUCUUCCCUUUGUUGGCUUGGCUCACUUGAUCC